AUGGAGAGGCACGAGCAGUACGAGCGCGUCUUCAGCCGCUUCGACUCGAACGGCGACUGCAGGAUCUGUCCGGCGGAGCUCCGGCGAUGCGUCGGCUCGAUCGGCGGCGAUAUGACGGCGGAGGAGGCGGAGGCCGCGGUGGCGCUGAUGGAUUCCGACGGGGACGGACUCCUCUGCCUGGAGGACUUUCUCAGGAUUGUGGAAGGCGCGGGGGAUGAGGAAAAGGCGCGAGAUCUGAAGGCGGCGUUCCAAAUGUAUGUGCAGGAGGGAGGCGCGUGCAUUACACCCAAGAGCCUGAGGAGGAUGCUGAGCAGGCUGGGGGAGAGGAAGAGCGUGGGCGAGUGCAGGAAUAUGAUUGCUCAAUUUGAUCUCGACGGCGAUGGGGUUCUCAGCUUCGAUGAAUUCAGGCUCAUGAUGUCUUAG
Messenger RNA from Striga asiatica, 423 nucleotides. The record is from the annotation of a GenBank genome assembly. NCBI's taxonomy places the organism in Eukaryota, Viridiplantae, Streptophyta, Magnoliopsida, Lamiales, Orobanchaceae.